Chenopodium quinoa (quinoa) is the source of this 943-nucleotide messenger RNA. RefSeq lists its product as uncharacterized. The transcript has 3 exons. Lineage: Eukaryota; Viridiplantae; Streptophyta; Magnoliopsida; Caryophyllales; Amaranthaceae. Bases 73 to 678 code for a protein of 201 amino acids. The record is from RefSeq and is a predicted model, not a curated record.
UUUAUACCAUCCAACCAAUUUAUUUUAGAUAUUGUAGAAAGAGAGGAAAAAAAAAAAGUCCUAUAAACGAAAAUGGCCCAGAGAAUUCGGGCAGUUUUGGUGCCUAUUUUUGCAUUUGUUCUUGGUAUACUAGCUGUUGUUUUCAGCUUUCUUGCUUAUGCCAAAAGAAUUAAGGCAGAUGAUGUAGGUCCGAAAGUAAAUGGGGCAUGCGUAUAUCCAAACACAGGAGCAUGUGCACUUGGUAUAACUGCUGCUGCACUUCUUUUGGCUGAACAAACUCUAAUUAGUGCUGCUAUCAGCUGCUUUUGCUGUUGUGGUUUACGCAUUUCUUCUACUUGUUCUGCUAUUACUUCUCUUAUUCUCUUUGUCAUUUCCUGGGUAACAUUUGUGAUAGCAUUUUUGGGAUUACUAUACACAGCCAUCCACAAUAACAUAAGUUAUCUAGCAAAAAUUCAAUCUGAAGACAAUAAUCACAUUUGCAAAGUUGGUAAAGAAGAUUUGUUCCUUGGUGCUGCACUUUGGUGUGUAAUUACCAUUGUUUUAGGACUAAUCUCUUACGCUUUCUGGGUGUGUGGCGCUGCUAAUAACACGAACAAUAAUUACGCUAGCUCGGCUAAUUAUAAGCAGGGUGUUGCAAUGGGACGACCUCAUACACAGCUAUCAAAGGAACAAUAUUGAUUUUGUGAUAUUGCUUGGUUACAUGUAUACUAUAUAUAAAAAUGAUGUAUUGUUAUUAAUUGAUUUGAGAUUAAGCAUUGCAAGAAAAAAAAAAUUGGUUGAUUCAUUUUGGAAUUAAAGUUUGAUGUGAUCUUUGAAGAUUGUCUUUGGAAUUAUCAAGAAAAAAAAUGGUUAAUUCAUUUCAAAAGUAUACAUUGUAGUGUAAGUCUUAGAAGAUUUGUGCGUUGUUACGCGUACAUAGUUAUAUAGAUGUUAUUUUGAUAAA